AUGGUUGUCUUCAGCAAAGUCACCGCCGCCCUCGCUCUGUCGGCCAUUGCCUCGGCUGCCGCAGUGCCAGUGCAGAGCCCCCGGAAGGGCUUUACUGUCAACCAGGUGACGCGAACCGCUGCUCGUACCAAGUCUGUUAACUUGCCUGGAGUCUAUGCGAGUGCCCUCUCGAAAUACGGUGGUACGGUUCCCGCCGAUGUCCACGCUGCCGCUGUCAGCGGAUCUGCAAUCACCACCCCCGAGGAUGGAGAUAUCGAGUACCUUACUCCGGUCAGCGUUGGUGGCACUACCUUGAACUUGGACUUCGACACUGGAUCUGCCGAUCUUUGGGUUUUCUCCAACGAGCUUCCCUCUUCGGAGCAGAGUGGCCAUGCCAUCUACAAGGCUGGCAGCACUGGCACCAAGAUCUCCGGUGCUAGCUGGUCUAUCUCUUAUGGCGAUGGCAGUGGUGCCAGCGGUGAUGUCUACAAGGACACUGUCACCGUCGGUGGUGUCAAGGCUACCAACCAGGCUGUCGAGGCUGCUAAGCAGAUUAGCACCCAAUUCGUGCAGGAUCAGAACAAUGAUGGUCUGCUCGGUCUCGCCUUCAGCUCGAUCAACACCGUCAGCCCCAACCCCCAGACCACUUUCUUCGACACUGUCAAGUCCCAGCUUGAUGAGCCUUUGUUCGCCGUGACCCUCAAGCACAACGCCCCCGGCACCUACGACUUUGGCUUCAUCGACAAGUCCAAGUAUACCGGCAGCCUCGUCUAUGCUGAUGUCGACAGCUCCCAGGGCUUCUGGUCAUUCACGGCUGACAGCUACAAGAUCGGAACCAGCGCUAAGAGCUCCCCCAUCACUGGUAUUGCUGACACCGGAACCACUCUGCUUCUGCUCGAUGACUCCAUUGUUGCUGCCUACUACAAGCAGGUCUCUGGUUCCAAGAACAGCAACUCCGUCGGUGGCUACACCUUCCCUUGCUCCGCCACCCUGCCUGACUUCACCGUCAACAUCAAUGGCUACAACGCGGUUGUUCCCGGUAAGCUGAUCAACUACGCUGCCAUCACCACUGGCAGCUCCACCUGCUACGGUGGUAUCCAGAGCAACUCUGGCAUUGGGUUCUCCAUCUUCGGUGAUAUCUUCCUCAAGAGCCAGUAUGUCGUCUUCGACUCCCAGGGCCCUCGCCUUGGCUUCGCUGCCCAGGCAUAG
Molecule: messenger RNA, 1188 nt
Organism: Penicillium brevicompactum
Lineage: Eukaryota; Fungi; Ascomycota; Eurotiomycetes; Eurotiales; Aspergillaceae
Product: pepsin-like aspartic protease
Exons: 3
Coding region: 1-1188 (395 amino acids)
Biological process (GO): proteolysis
Molecular function (GO): aspartic-type endopeptidase activity
Source: RefSeq, a predicted model, not a curated record